Tigriopus californicus is the source of this 3766-nucleotide messenger RNA. RefSeq lists its product as uncharacterized. The transcript is spliced from 11 exons. Gene Ontology annotation, molecular function: extracellular ligand-gated monoatomic ion channel activity; transmembrane signaling receptor activity; protein binding. The coding region runs from base 593 to 3187 and encodes 864 amino acids. The record is from RefSeq and is a predicted model, not a curated record. Lineage: Eukaryota; Metazoa; Arthropoda; Copepoda; Harpacticoida; Harpacticidae. Gene Ontology annotation, cellular component: neuron projection; synapse; membrane. Gene Ontology annotation, biological process: regulation of membrane potential; chemical synaptic transmission; monoatomic ion transmembrane transport.
UAACUGUUCUUUUAACCCUCUUAGGUACGACCUUUGCCACUUGAAAUGGAUUUGGAACUUAUCGCUCGGCUUCCAUGCUCCCUGACCUUGUAACUCAUGCUCACAGUGCUAUUGUUGUAGUACAACUAUAGGGCUAGUAGUGUUUGUAAGUACUCCCAUGAGACACACCAACGACGCUUGAAAGAUAAGGUCUUGGUUGAAAAUCUCCUGAUAUGCUUAUCUGGAAAUUUUACAAGAGCACAUACAGAUAAGAAAGUGGAGCAACUUUCAAGGUUUUGCACGUUUAUGUAAAGGUUACAUGGAGGUCUUGGACUAUACUUUUUGAAGUUGUUUGACAUAAAAUGUUCCCCAUUUCUGUUAGUUUCUUCCUUGUUUGAUCAAGAUUCCAAUUCUUGCUCUAGGUAUAUUGGUAGAACUACGCUCUACAACAUCUGUAAUAACCAAGGUCAAAGACAGUGCCUGCCGGUCCAAGGGGGCCUCUCCACUUGGUUAUCCAAAAAAGACUGGAGGUCGGUCCAUCAUUGAGAAAACAGGCAUGCUGAGACCGGGGGAAAUUUAACGUGGUUCGUGGUGAAGAAAACUGUUCCUCAAAAUGCUUUCCUUCACAAUCUCGGCUCUACUUCUAAUCCCAGGAAUCAGUUCAUUCAACCUGAAUAACACAACUCUCGAUGAUCAAGUGGACGUUUUACAUUUUCAAAGCGACGGCUACCAUUCAACCGAUUCGUUUCUUUUGCAUUCGGGUGAAGCCCGCAUAGAAUCUGGCUUCUCGAUGUGUCUUUGGUAUUCCGUAGAUUAUUGGCGGGGUGAAACAUCGACUAUGGUGUCAAUCGUAGAAGGCAAUUGGUUGGACGUGUUUGGGCUCAAUCUGGUCAAUAACGGAACCUACACGGGCAAUGUCAGGCUAGAAGCUGUACUUAACAAUGUCCGGUUUGGAAACGUUUUCGACGAAAUUUCCAACUUUCAAUUACAUCAAUGGCAUUCUUGGUGCGGAGUCAACCGGAAGAACUCAGAUGGAAGUUUCACGUUGGUUUCGUACUCCAACGGGAAGAAUGCCACACAACAUCCUGGACUUGACAUCCCCAAGGAAUACUUCAUCGUGUUGGGACAAGAGCAAGAUUCUCCAGGAGGCAGUUUUGAGCUGGAACAAAGCUUCGCCGGGAAACUAGCCAUGGUCAGUCUUUGGCCUCAGACCCUCUUGACAGCUCAAGAAGUUCAAGAUUACCAAAAAUGCCUUACUUCUCCCUCGCCAAAUGAAAUCCAUGAAGCGAUUUCGAUCGACCGAUGGGAAAAUAACAACGUGAAGUCCAGCCGGAUGUUCCAGAAGGAUCUUUGCGCAAAAAACCUAUGGCUCACCCAAGUCCUGAUCCCAGAGCAAACCUUGUUCAGUGAAGCUCGGUCUGUCUGCCAAUCCAUUGGAACCGACAUAAUAACGAUCAAUUCGACUCUAGAAGAAUACAACUCUGUGGUAACGUCUCUCUUUACGGACCUUUGCCAGGAAAACGCUUCGAAAAACUGUGGGGGACCAUUAAACCAACCUUUGAGUCCACCAUUCACUUGGGUCCUUCGGGACCCCAAAACAGGCGAAUGUGACCGACUUUAUGGAGCCAGAAAGUUUUCACCCAGAGGUUGCGAGAACUCUCUCGGCCCAGCUACACUUUGCGCUCCACUUGCUCCGGAGAAAAACGAGAUCUAUUUGAAAGGCCUUUGUCAAGGCUCCAUUUUCCGGGCCUUCGAUACCACGUAUCAUGUGUAUGGCUUUGGGAGGAAAGGCCGAAUGCGAUUCCAUGGACACCAAAAGAGCCGAAUCGAGUAUCUGGAGGUCCUACACGGCGACUCGCUUCGGGGGGAGUGGCGGAUCCAAAGUUUGAGCUUCCCGGAUGAAUUCUUCACGCUCGAAAGUUCAGAUUAUCAAUUCCCAUUUGGUCGUCGAACUUGGACCGUUAGUGGGUCCAGAGUGUGUUCCCUUCCUACUGGAUCAAAGAUCACCUUAACUUUUGCCCGAUGUACUCAAGGCCAAUUUACGUGCGAUGACGGCAAAUGCAUAGACUUAAAUCGCAGGUGUGAUGGAGUCACAGAUUGUGGAGACAAAACUGACGAGUUGCAUUGCAAAAUUAUUCGACCUGAUGACACCUACAUAAAGCAGAUUGUUCCAGUCUCAGAGGAAGGCAAAACCCAGAUUCAAAUUCAAGUGUCCAUCCAUUCAGUUCGAAAUGUGGAACCCAUGGAAUCCAAAAUCGUUUUUGACUUUUCGGCUUGCUUCACAUGGAGUGAUCCCAGAUUGAAACUUGCGGAUUUGUGUGAUGAAGAGAAUAAGAAUGUUUUGAGCCAAGAAGACAUGGCUAUGAUCUGGAUUCCACAAGUCAUCCUGUCAAACACUCUGAGUCCUGGCCAUGGCAAAUAUUUGGAUACAGACUUUGGAUUUGCCAGAGCUUUAAAUGGAGGAAAGUGGACCGACAAUUCCGAAGCUGUUGAAUCUAUAAUCUUUGAUGGCCAUGCAGCCACGAUCAGCCUCAAAAGAACCAUUCAACAAGAGUUCCAUUGCCAUUUUGAUUUGCAAUACUAUCCGUUCGAUACGCAAACUUGCAGCGUCAUUUUUCAAGCGACAGAGAAAAACUCCAGUGCUCUCAGAUUUCAAGUGCUUUCCCCUUUGGAUGUUUUUGAUGGCAUCAACUUAACAGAGUAUGACAUUAUCCGUUAUAACAUUGAGGAAUCUGUUUCUUCCACGAAUUUCAGUCGGGCCAUUGCCAGCGUAACCAUUCGCCGAAAGAUGGCUUAUCAUGUGUUCAACACGUUUUUCCAGACUCUCCUGCUCAUCUUGGUGGGCUACUUAUCCUUCUUCUUCAAAGUUAAUAACUUCUCAGACCGAAUAAUGGUCACCCUGACCACAAUGCUGGUUGUAGCCACAAUCAUGGUGGCCAUUCAAAGCGGCCUUCCGAAGACCUCCUACUACAAAAUGAUAGAUUAUUGGCUCAUAUUUUGCCUCAUCAUCUUGAUCAUUACGUUUGCCAUCCACACGUCUAUUGGAUAUGUGUUGGACAAACCUGAACAAAUCAUCGGGAAACCCCGCAACACCUGGACCAUUGCUGUCCAAAUGAACCGCAUGGGACGAAUCCUCGUUCUGGCCAUUGUCGUUGUUUUUAAUCUAGCAUUCUGGAUCUUGGCCUUCAGCGAAUACGUCAAUGGUUAACCAUAUACUGAAUGCGAGGGAGUCUGAAUGAUCCCGACAUUCACUUACUUCUCGAUAAUGAUGAUGAUGAUGAUGAUUUUCCGGGUGGAAACCGCCAUCCGCCAAACUCAGAGAAACUAGUAUUGAGGAAAUAAACCAGUUCACAACCAUGAUUGACGACGACAGUGAAAAGAGUUCAGGACUGAGCCGAACUGGCAAAACGGUGCCAACGAUGAAGAUAAUGAUCAAUCACACUUCACAUCAAUCCGACCAGACCACCAUUAUCAUGUAUGAUACGCCAAUAGAAAUGAAAUGGCUGUUGUUUGUACCAAGCACUUGACAGUUGAAUCACCCAGUGAUCGUCUUGGAUGUUUUCACUUCAGUGUGCUUGGGAAGACUAAAUUGAGAAAUAAACGAAACUGGUAGUUUUAAGCAAGUUCAAUCCAAUAUUCGCUAUGAUGAUGGUAAUGUGCAGAUAAAGUGGCGGUGUUGGCUGAACGAGCUGAAUCAAAGGGAUCGCCGUCGUUUUCGUCGAGAUUCCCACUAAAAGCUAUCUUUUUGUGCGUCCUUGAAUGAAAUCCACGUGUGUUGAAGGCCUUC